CGACCGUGUCGUUUUUCAAACGUUGAUAUGCGGGAGCAGGGUUAGCGCUUUCUAUCUUAGGUUAAGACCAUUUUAUAUUUUUAAAUCCAAUCGGAAGGGUCCUAAUAGUUUUUUUUUUGCUGUGUUUUAGGAUUGAGUUUCAUAAAGCUUUUAAAUGGAGUCUCGUUUUGCCCAUCUUCGAGAGCGGGACACCAGCGUGUCAAUGAUGCGUGUGAGAAGGUCACGGAGAAUGUCGCAGACCCAAAAAGAGAAUCGAGACCGCACUGUGAAUCAACGUAGGCAGCUAGACCAGAUCUCAGAGCAGGACAUCUCUUGUCUGGAUGUCAACGUGACUCUAUCGUCUCAUCAGGACAAAACGAACUUGGAUACAAAAUCUUCUAAAAACAAAGCAGUUGCAGAGCGAGCCAAACAGCUGGAGCGCUGGAGGGAACGUAAAGCUCUUGAGAAGGAGAAAGAAAAGAGGGAGAAGGAGCGGAAAGGGAUAUUUAAGACUGGUGUCUAUCACCCAAAAAACACUCAGAUCAUUAUAUCUGUACCAGCCUUGUCAGUCAAAACUAAAGAGACACGACUGAAUGUUGAUCCGGCACCAAGUGGCAGAGUGACACGAUCUAUGAAGCAACAGCAAGUGCAAAAACCGCUAAAGCUGCAACACCCAAACCAAGCAGGAAACAAAGAAGCUGAGAAAUCCACGAGAACUCGAACUGCUGUACAGACCAAAAACAAAGCUGUGGCUGAACCUGCUCGAGUUUUGUCAAUUAGAUCUGUCAACAAACCUGCUGCUGCAGCCACCCCUGCUGUGAAAAACAAACCGACCAACCAACCUACAGUUGGGAGAUCAACCAGAAGCAGAGCUGCUGCCAAUUCUGUGGUGACAACAUCUGGAAGAGCCAUGACAAAUGCCUCUGUUUUAGACGAAGUUGAUGUCAAACCAACUCGGUCAAAUGAAACUGGUUCUCACAGGCUUGAAGAGCAGCCCUGCCCUUCUGCUUCUAAAUGCGGUUCUGAUGAGGAUAAUAUGCCGGUGGACGUUGCUUCAGCAGCCCCUGAAUCAGCACAGGUUCCCUCCUCAUUUGCUCCUGAAGGAUUUGUAUUUGAAGCUCCGACAGGCUUGUCAGCCUUCAAGUUCGAGCCCAUGUCUCUUCAAUCAGAGGAUGCAUUCCUGAUUCCAAGGUGUGAAGCCCUCCUGGAAACAGAAGCACAAGGCUGGGAUGAAGAACAUCAGUCAUCAACGCAACAGAAAAACAUUAAGGAGAAGGAUAGAGAGGAUGUUGAGGAGCAUCACUGCCCUCCAUCUACAGAAUGCCCUUCUGAUGUGGGGAACAUGUUGGUGGACAAUGCUGAAGCGGAACCUACCCAGGAUCCAGGAUUUGCUCCUGAUGGACUUGAUGUGGAGCGCCCCCCAUCUCCACCAGCAGAGGCAUUUCAAACACCAAGCCAUGAGCUUACCACUCCCAUAGCGUUGGAAGCUGAGCCACAAGGGGAGUCAAAUGGAGCUACUCAUCAAACAUCUUCCACAACUGAGCCCACUCCAGAGAGUCCACUGGAAUCAAAGCAUGAUGUUCCAUACUUUCGGUCUGAAAUCUCCAACGAGACGGAGCGGCUGACAGCUUUGAGCGCUCACUGGGAGCUGAAAGUCGGAGACGAGUCUAUACCUGAAGAAAUGCGCGAUCGCAUGCGAACAGCUGUGGGUCAGGCACGGCUGCUUAUGAAGGAGAGAUUCAACCAGUUCAGUGGUCUCGUGGAUGACUGUGAGCUGCAGCGUGGUGAGAAGAUCACCACCUGCACUGACCUGCAGGGGUUCUGGGACAUGGUUUACUUUCAGGUUGAAGAUGUCAACAAGAAGUUUGUGGCCCUAAAAGAAGCAGAAGCACGAGUGCCACCACCUCGGCAGAGAAAAGUAGUGAAGAAACCUGCCACCGCCCCUCCCAAAGCAGCCGGGACCAAAGCAGCCGCCAGAUCUCGCCUGGCUGCCGUGAAAGCAGCUAUGAAGGCCAGACAGCUGGCAGCUGAAGCAGAGAAGAUGAUGGGUUCUUCUGGUAAUACAGAGAGUGAGUUCACCAUGAGCUGCGAGGAAGCACGACCUGCCGAGAGUCCAGCCAAAGCCUCAGGUUCUGUGCGGAGAUCCAGCCGACUGAGUGCUGUUGCACCACCCCAAGACUCUCCAUGCCCCAACUUUCUCACCCCGAGAAGAGUGACUCGACACUCACAUGCUUUGAUGCAAACCCAAGAGUCUCCUGCCCAGUCUUUCCUCUCACCAACACAGCCGCGACUUGUCCUCAACAUAACCCCAAGUCGAGCCGCCAGGUCCCAGUGUGGUACCCCUCAACGCAAAGCAAAUUUAAGUGUGAACACGGCCACUUGUAGCUCUCCUCUCAGAGCCGCACCGUCAGACAACAAUGAAAAGCAGCCCGAGACCGCGAUCUCAGAGGAGAACGAGGUGCUGCUUCCUGAAGUGGACACUGGUGCACCCCUUCAUCCCUCCAGUUCUGCAGUGGAGGAGGAAAAUAAGGCCACCAACACCGACCUUUGUCUUUCAACUCCCAAGGCCUCUCUGGCUGUGGGCUGCUGUCCUCCUGCUGUGCACGAAUCAACAGAUUGUCAGACGCCAGACCUCUCAGUUGUUGAGGACGCCCCUGGGCUGGACUUUGAGCGUUAUCUGCUGCCUACAAACAGAUGCAGCAUGUCUCCUAGGGAUGCCAUUUUGAAUGCCUCACCUUUGAAUCUUGAUGUGGAAAUGGAAAGUCCAAGAUGUCAGACAGAAGGCCAACAGGAAGCAGUAGCAGAAGAAUCAGUGCUGCCCUCUGUGUUGCCUCUGCAGUCACCUCUGCCACAGGGUCAGUCAGCAGAGAAUUGCCUGCUUCUCUUUACCCCAAACUUGAGGGACAGGAUACGAGAGUCGGUCUGUCCCAGUGACCUGAUGGUCUUCACCCCUCCUCUCUGAAAAUUGUACAUAUUUUUCUGUCUUUGUUUCAUAGUUGAAGAUUGUAUUCAUUUUUUUAACUGCUGUAUUAAAAUAGCAAAAACAGUAACAUCUCUGCACGCAGCUCAAUUACAGCUUGGAUUAGACAUAAAAAUAUUGAUAAGAAAUUGGUGUCAUUAUCAUUCCCAGUAUUUUAUCAUUUGAUUACAUUUUGUGGUGUUUUUAUAUAUGCCUGAAAAAAUUACCAAAUUUGUACUUUUAUACAAAUAAAAUACAUUUAAAACACGGCAUCCUUAACUGAGAUGAUGAUUUUAAUGAACAUAUAUAAUCAAUAAAAAUAGAAAUUGAACAUGAAAUGUCUAGGACGGCGAGAAACAAGAGGUUCUGAUCUUUAAAUGGA
Synchiropus splendidus (mandarinfish) is the source of this 3320-nucleotide messenger RNA. RefSeq names its product discs, large (Drosophila) homolog-associated protein 5 (gene dlgap5). The record is from RefSeq and is a predicted model, not a curated record. Gene Ontology annotation, biological process: centrosome localization; chromosome segregation; mitotic spindle organization. NCBI's taxonomy places the organism in Eukaryota, Metazoa, Chordata, Actinopteri, Syngnathiformes, Callionymidae. Gene Ontology annotation, molecular function: microtubule binding. Gene Ontology annotation, cellular component: cytoplasm; spindle pole centrosome; nucleus.